AUGAUAAGAGUGGAAUUGGCCGUAAUCUUUGUAAAGAUAGGCCAGGUCGACACUGUUAAUGAGCGCUAUCAAGCGGACAUCUUCCUUCAGGCUCGUUGGAGAGAACCGUUGCUAGACGCCACUUGGAACUCAAAUCGACUUGUACAACAGAGACAUCUCCAAAGUUUCGUCCAAUGGCAGAAUAUACAAAAUCGCAUCGAGCUAGAGGCGGCGUCGGUACAACGGCAACAAUUGGUGCCCAAAACCAGCCUCGGUAUAAGUUCCAGUGAGCAUCUUUGUCUCUCAUUGUUGAUUCCGACGCCGCCGUUCUGUCCAGAUGAGGUGAACAGGGACUAUCAAGUGUUCGGAGGAGGUACAUCAAAACCCGAGAGGAUGGAGCCCCAGGCAAUGAGCAUUUCUGUGAUGCCUGAUUCGGUGCAACAUUUGCCAGACCCCGUGUUGCCUGGACACCAUUUGCAAAACAAUCCUGUUAGACUUGAGCCCCGCUGCUACGAAGCUUCCAGUGCUUGCGAACAGGAGCGUAAUCACAGUUUACUUGCCGAUUUUUUUGGGCUACCUGAUUCCAAAAGCCCCCUUAGAUCCUCAAAGUGGCCUUUGUUUGUAGCUGAUGUCAUCAAGCACUCAUCUCCAACACUUAACGAGGCCGACCCAAACCAUGGUUCCACAAAGUCUCCGCGGUCCACAAGUGCCACUGCCAUGACGGGCUGUCGACCAGGCAUGGCAUCGCUUCAAGACGAACGCCAGCUGGGCUUUUCACUUCCAUGCGUCUGCCAUGAGAUGCGUCAGGACGUUGGGUCUCUUAGUUUUAACGAGACCGCCAACAGACAGGCCACCUCAUCACAGCCAAAAGAUGCUACAGGACCAAUUAAUUUGACCUCAACCAACGUAAGCCCUAAACUACUUUUAAUGUAA
Molecule: messenger RNA, 912 nt
Organism: Protopolystoma xenopodis
Lineage: Eukaryota; Metazoa; Platyhelminthes; Monogenea; Polystomatidea; Polystomatidae
Source: the annotation of a GenBank genome assembly